This is a messenger RNA of Rhodofomes roseus, 1071 nucleotides long. RefSeq lists its product as uncharacterized. The transcript is spliced from 4 exons. The annotation marks the transcript as partial. The record is from RefSeq and is a predicted model, not a curated record. NCBI's taxonomy places the organism in Eukaryota, Fungi, Basidiomycota, Agaricomycetes, Polyporales, Fomitopsidaceae.
AUGCCCCCAGAUGAGCUGGCAAGCCUGCGCACAUCUCUUACGAGCCUUGUCGAGAACAUCGACCGUGCCGCCGAAGUAUCGGCCCGCACAACCACUCUUGUCCACAACAUUCGAUCCGCAUACUAUGUACUCUGCGACCGUGUGACAACCGCUGUUCACACACAACUGGGAGAUGCGGCGAGGUUAGCGCAGCAGAGGGAAGAGGUACUGCGGUUGAUGGCAGAGGCGGAGCCGGUGCGUAUCAACCAUGUCGCGCUCUUUUCCCCUGCCGAAUUCACGCACCUACGAUCCGGAGUCUCCAACAUGGUUGAGACCCUUGACGAGGCAAUUCACCGCUCAUCAGAUCCUCCGAGUGGACCACCUCUUGUGGUCGCACAACGUGUUCGGACCGGACGUCGGGGUCGACCUCGAGUCGAGAUUGACCCUAUGUUCCUUGAGACUGGACUCCAGAUGCGAGGCCCUGUUGGAUUAGCCCCAAUCUUCAGUUGCUCAAGUCGUACUGUCCGCCGUCGCGCACUUGAACACAAUCUUGUUGCCCCUGGGGAGCCUGUCAUGCAGGAGGUGACCGAUGUGGCCGGGAAUGUCUUGCGUACUUACACCUCUACAACCCCUCCGGUAUCUGCACUCACUGAUGACGAGCUUGAUGCUGUUGUUGGCUCAAUUCUUGCUGUGUUCCCCAACUUCGGCCGCCGGAUGCUUGCUGGAUGUCUGCGGUCUCAAGGCCAUCGUGUUCCACGUACUCGCCUGACCACCUCAUAUCUAGUGACCCACUGCUUCAUCGACGGUUGGUCCCGAUACAUUGUGGCCAUUUGCGUCCACAAUAACAACCGCGCGGAUACUGUGUUGCUGCUGUUCCACCGGGGGCGGACAAGCUGCGGAGAUCCUAGUCGGAGGCACCGCGUUGCAAGUGCUCGUACAUUUCAUGACUCACAUUGCUUAUUAUGUCUCAGGAGUGUUCACAACACACGUGUAGAGCGUCUUUGGUACGACUUCACUCGCGGGGUUGGUCAGAAGUGGAAGAACUUCUUCCUUGAGCUUGAGCACAACGCCGGUCUUCAGCCAUCCCGAUCU